UGCGGCGGCAGCCCGGGGCCGAACGAGCAUGCGGGGGGACCGGGCAGCUGGGCUGCGGGCGCUGUUGGCGCCACCGCCGCCGUGGCUGCUGCUGCUGGUGCUGUCCCAGGCCGCGGCGCUGCAGCCAAGCGAGCUCUUCCCCUAUGGGCAGUUCCAGGGGGACCAGCUCCUGAAGGAAGGCGACGACGAAAGUUCAGCCGCGGUGAAGCUGGCCAGUCCCCUGCGCUUCUACGACGCCCAGUUCAGCUACCUCUACGUGGGCACCAACGGCAUCAUCUCCACCCAGGACUUCCCCAGAGAGACCCAGUAUGUGGACGAUGGUUUCCCCACGGACUUCCCGGCCAUCGCUCCCUUUCUGGCCGACAUCGACACGAGCCAGGGCAGGGGCAGGAUCCUGUACCGUGAGGACAAGGGUCCGAAAGUGCUGGGCCUGGCCGCCCGCUACGUGCGCGCAGGCUUCCCGCGCGCUGCAGCCUCUGACUUCACCCCCACCCACGCCUUCUUGGCCACCUGGGAGAAGGUGGGCGCCUACGAGGAGGUCAGGCUCGGGACGCCACCCUCGGGAGAGUUGAAUACUUUCCAGGCAGUCUUGGCAUCUGAUGAGUCUGAUACCUACGCCCUCUUUCUUUAUCCUGCCAACGGCCUUCAGUUCUUUGGAACUCGCCCCAAAGAGGCCUAUAAUGUCCAGCUCAAGCUUCCAGCCCGGGUGGGCUUCUGCCAAGGAGACACCGAUGACCCAAAGAAAGAAGGAGCAUAUUUCAGCUUGACUAGCACUGAACAGUCUGUGAAAAAUCUCUACCAACACAGCAACCUGGGGAUUCCUGGAGUGUGGGCUUUUCAUAUCGGCAGCACAUCCCCGUUGGACAAUGUCAGACCAGCAACAGUCAGAGGAGUCCUUUCCAAUGCCCGCUCUUUAGCGUCCCUGGAACAUCCCUUCAGCCAUGCUUCAGCCCUGGAAGGCAAGUACAGUGAGGACAAUUUGGAUGAUUAUGGUGAGAAUGAGGAGGAAGUCGAAUACCUCCUGAGUGAACCAGAGGAGGUGUUGAAAGGCCACAGCAGUAUCAGUUCUUUCCACUCAAAAGCUGAUUCAAGGCCUGUAGGAUCAUCUGCCACCUUGGAUCCUCAAACCGAAGAGGGGAGGCACAUGAAGGAGAUAGAGGCCCCACAUGCAAGAGGCCCAGUUGAGUUUUCUAACUAGCCAGGGACCAAGGACCUGGCUCCAUCAGAGAUAGAAGGAAAUGCAUUGAAUCCUUCCCAGGGAGCCCCACCUCCCUGCCUUGAAAAGAGAAGUAUCUGGCCUGACCCAGACGAGGGGCCAGAUACUUCAAAAAGGGAUGUUCCUCCAGCUCAUCCUGAAUGGGAGGUAGUUCUGCCCAAUUGCGCUGUUCCAGGUCACACAACACCAUGGGAUCAUGGGCGGCACAAGGAAGGGGUGGCAGAUGACAACAGUUCCAACACAGGGGUAUUCACGCUCCAUUCUUCCAACAAGGAGACCUGUGAGCACAACCACAGACAGUGCUCCCGACACGCCUUCUGCACCGACUACGCCACGGGCUUCUGCUGCCACUGCCAGUCCAGCUUUUUCGGAAAUGGGAAGCACUGUCUGCCGGCAGGGGCACCUCUUCGAGUCAAUGGGAAAGUGAGCGGCCACUUCCAUGUGGGCCAUAUGCCUGUGACCUUCACUGACGUGGACCUGCAUGCUUACAUUGUGAACAAUGACGGCAGAGCCUACACAGCCAUCAGCCAUGUCCCACAGCCCGCGGCCCAGGCCCUUCUCCCCCUCACACCAAUUGGAGGCCUAUUUGGCUGGCUCUUUGCUUUAGAGAAGCCAGGCUGGAAGAAUGGCUUCAGCUUCACAGGUGCUACAUUUAUCCAUGAAAUGGAAGUUACUUUCUACCCAGGCAAGGAGAGGGUUCAAAUCACUCAAACUGCUGAGGGGCUUGACUCAGAGAACUAUAUGAACAUUAAGACCAACAUUCAAGGCCAGGUGCCUUAUAUCCCAGCCAAUUUCACAGCCCACGUGACCCCCUACAAGGAGCUCUAUCACUACUCGAACUCAGCCGUGACCUCCACAAGUUCCAGAGACUACUCUCUUACCUUUGGUACCGUCAGCCAAAUGCUGUCCUACCACAUCCACCAGAACAUCACCUACCAGGCGUGCAGGCACGCCCCCGCACCCCUGGGUGUCCCUAUCACCCAGCAGCUGAGUGUGGACCGGGUCUUCGCCUUAUACGAUGAUGAAGAAAGAGUGCUUAGGUUUGCUGUAGCCAAUCAAAUUGGCCCUGUUGAAGACCCGGCCCCCGCACCAGUGAAUCCGUGCUACGAUGGGACCCACAUGUGUGAUACGACAGCUCAGUGUCAUCCAGGGACAGGUGUAGAUUACACCUGCAAGUGUGCAUCCGGGUACCAGGGAGAUGGACGGAGCUGUGUGGAUGUUGAUGAAUGCUCGGAAAACAGAUGUCACCCUUCGGCUACCUGCUACAAUACCCCUGGCUCCUUCUCCUGCCGCUGCCAACCUGGCUAUCAUGGGGAUGGACAUCAGUGCACACCUGACACCACAGCAGGGCUGAAAGCCUGUGAACGUCAGCAGCGCGAUGCCCAGGCUCAGCGUGCCUACCCUGGCGCCAGGGUCCACGUCCCCCAGUGCGAUGAGCAGGGCCGCUUCCUGCCGCUGCAGUGUCAUGGCGGCACCGGCUUCUGCUGGUGUGUGAACCCUGACGGUCACGAAGUCCCUGGUACCCGGACACCGCCCGGCUCCAAUCCACCUCACUGCGAACCGCCAGCGCCCACCCAGAGGGCCCCGACCGUCUGUGAGCGCUGGAGGGAAAGCCUGCUGGAGCACUACGGUGGCACGCCCAGGGACGACCAGUACGUGCCCCAGUGCGACGACCUGGGCCAGUUCAUCCCCAUGCAGUGCCAUGGGAAGAGUGACUUCUGCUGGUGUGUGGACAAAGACGGCAGAGAGGUGGAGGGCACCCGCUCCCAGGCAGGCGUCACCCCUGCAUGUAUACCGACGGUGGCGCCACCCUCCGUCCGGCCCGCACCCCGGCCUGAUGUAACCCCUCCGUCCGUGGGCACCUUCCUGCUCUUUGCCCAGGGCCAGCAGAUUGGCUCCUUGCCCCUCAACGGUACCAGGCUUCAGAAGGACAUGGCCAAGACCCUGCUGUCACUGCAUGGCUCCAUAGUUGUGGGAAUUGACUACGACUGCCGGGAGAGGAAGGUGUAUUGGACAGAUGUCGCUGGACGGACGAUUAGCCGUGCCAGUCUGGAACCGGGAGCAGAGCCCGAGACAAUCAUUAACUCAGGUCUGAUAAGCCCUGAAGGACUUGCCAUUGACCACUUCCGUAGAAUGAUGUACUGGACGGACAGUGGCCUGGACAAGAUAGAGAGGGCCAAGCUGGACGGUUCCGAGCGCAAGGCACUCUUCCACACAGACCUGGUGAACCCCCGAGCCAUCGCUGUGGAUCCGAUCCAAGGCAACUUGUACUGGACAGACUGGAAUCGAGAAGCUCCUAAAAUUGAAAUGUCAUCUUUAGAUGGAGAAAACAGAAGAAUUCUGGUGAAUCAAGACAUUGGGCUCCCCAAUGGUUUAACCUUUGACCCCUUGUCCAAAUUGCUGUGCUGGGCAGAUGCAGGAACGAAGAAACUGGAGUGUACACUACCUGAUGGAACUGGACGGCAUGUCAUUCAAAACAACCUCAACUACCCCUUCAGCAUUGUGAGCUAUGCAGACCAUUUCUACCACACGGACUGGAGAAGGGAUGGUGUUAUAUCAGUCAAUAGAGACAGUGGCCAGUUUACUGAUGAGUAUCUCCCAGAGCAGCGAUCUCAUCUCUACGGGAUAACUGCGAUCUACCCCUACUGCCCAGCAGGAAGAAAGUAAAUAUAGCAUCGUAAAGGACUUUUGUUUACAAUCAGAAUCUGGACCCUAAAGAACAUUUACUGCAAAGGUGAAGAAAGUAAAAAAGGAAUUGGCCAUUAGAAGUUCCUGGACAU
Pteronotus mesoamericanus is the source of this 3996-nucleotide messenger RNA. It is a transcript of the gene NID2, whose product is annotated as nidogen 2. Gene Ontology annotation, biological process: cell-matrix adhesion. NCBI's taxonomy places the organism in Eukaryota, Metazoa, Chordata, Mammalia, Chiroptera, Mormoopidae. The record is from RefSeq and is a predicted model, not a curated record. Gene Ontology annotation, molecular function: calcium ion binding.